Molecule: messenger RNA, 2556 nt
Organism: Paramisgurnus dabryanus
Lineage: Eukaryota; Metazoa; Chordata; Actinopteri; Cypriniformes; Cobitidae
Product: extracellular calcium-sensing receptor-like
Biological process (GO): G protein-coupled receptor signaling pathway
Cellular component (GO): plasma membrane
Molecular function (GO): G protein-coupled receptor activity
Source: RefSeq, a predicted model, not a curated record
AUGCUGAUUCUGGAGCUGUUAUUGCUUAUGUCAGUGCUGAUCAGGGCAGAACAGCCAGUUUGUAGGCGACAGGGCAACGCACAGCUGCCUGAGUUUUUUAAAGAUGGAGACCUAAAAAUAGGAGGCAUCUUCACAUUUUACACUGGAUAUAACGGUGUAAUCCCAAAGUUUGACCGCUUACCUCCUCAACCAAAGUGCAAAGAUAUCAAUUACAGGGAAUUUAAAUUUGCAUACACCAUGAUCUUUGCAAUAGAGGAAAUAAACAAAAACCCAAACAUCCUCCCAAACUACACGGUGGGAUAUGAAAUCUUUAAUGCCUGUGGAUUCUCUAAUAUCCUUCAGUCUGCGAUCACACUGUCCAAUGGACAAGAAAGCAUCAUCAAUCCAGGAAACUGCACCAAGACUAAUACAGUACAGGCUAUCAUAGGUCAUUCAGGAUCCACUCCAACCAUUGGUUUUGCGAGAAUAAUGGGCAGAUUUCAAAUACCCACAAUCAGUCAUUUUGCUAGUUGUGCCUGCCUGAGCAACAGAAAUGAGUUUCCUUCCUUCUUCAGGACUAUUCCUAGUGAUUACUACCAGAGCAGAGCGCUUGCCCAGCUGAUCAAACAUUUUGGCUGGACAUGGGUGGGGGCCUUAAGCAAUGACAAUGAUUAUGGUCAAAAUGGCAUUGCCACAUUCAUUAAGACUGCCCAAGAGGAGGGAAUAUGUGUUGAGUACACAGCAUCAUUUGAAAGCACGGGGUCAAUAACUUCACUAACAAAAAUAGUAGAUAUAAUCAGAAGGUCCACAUCAAAGGUAAUAAUGGCCUUCAUGUCACACAGAGAGAUUAAGAUGCUGGUGGGGGAGUUAUACAAGCAGAACAUUACAGGACUGCAGUGGAUUGGAAGUGAUGCCUGGAUCACAGACGACUCGCUUACUGAUAGCCCAGGACACACGCUGCUGAUCGGAUCUAUAGGAUUCACUGUCCGCAACGCUCAGAUCCCUGGACUAGGACCUUUUCUUCAGGAAGUCAACCCCUCUCAAUUUCCCAACAGCAUGUUUCUCAAAGAAUUCUGGGAAAAUGUAUUUAAAUGCUCGCUGAGUCCUCACAGUGUGCAAGAAAAAUGUAAUGGCUCUGAAAACUUAAAAUACAUGAAACAUCCCUUCACUGAUGUGUCCGAUCUGAGAUUUACCAACAAUGUCUACCAAGCUGUGUAUGCAGUUGCUCAUGCACUAGAUAAUUUACUCUCAUGUAAGCAACAAAAAGUCCCAUUUAAUAAUGGCACCUGUGCACAUACAAUGACAAUACAACCCUGGCAGGUUUUACACUAUCUGCAAACCGUUAAUUUCAGCACAAAUGAGGGAGAAAUGCUGUUUUUUGACAGCAAAGGAGACUCCCCUGCAAGAUAUGAACUGGUUAACUUACAAAAGGUCACAAAAGGCACCAUGGAUGUGGCAACAAUUGGCUAUUAUGAUGCAACCCAACCUCGAGGCCAACAAUUUACCAUGAACCCUGUCAAUAUCAUCUGGGGAGGAGGCCUUAAGAGUGUGCCUGUGUCUGUGUGCAGUGAGAGUUGUCCUCCAGGCACUAGGAAAGCUGUGCAGCAAGGAAGACCCAUCUGCUGUUAUGAUUGUAUUCAGUGUCCUCCAGGAGAAAUUAGCAACACUACAGAUGCGUCUGACUGUGUGAAGUGCCCUUUUGGAUACUGGUCCAAUAGCAGAAGUGAUGAAUGUCUCAUUAAGACAGUGGAAUUCCUGUCAUUCACCGAAAUCAUGGGUAUUAUUUUGGUGAUGUUUGGGUUACUUGGGGCAUUUCUAACUUUGUUAACAUCUGUAGUUUUCUUUCAGAACAGAGACACUCCGAUAGUAAAAGCCAACAACUCAGAGCUGAGCUUCCUGUUGCUCUUCUCAUUGACUUUGUGUUUUCUCUGUUCACUUACUUUCAUUGGUCGCCCCACCGGGUGGUCCUGUAUGUUGCGUCACACAGCGUUUGGGAUCACUUUUGUCCUCUGUAUCUCCUGUGUUCUGGGGAAAACAAUAGUGGUGUUAAUGGCAUUCAAGGCCACACUUCCAGGAAGUAAUGUCAUGAAAUGGUUUGGGCCUGCACAACAGAGACUCAGUGUUUUUGCCAUAACACUUAUACAAGUUCUUAUCUGUGUGCUUUGGUUAACAAUAGCUCCUCCUUUUCCAUAUAUGAACAUGAACUACUACAGAGAGAAGGUCAUUCUAGAAUGCCAUUUAGGCUCUACUGUUGGUUUCUGGACUGUUCUGGGUUACAUUGGCCUAUUAGCCAUAUUGUGCUUCGUUCUGGCUUUUCUGGCCCGAAAGCUGCCUGAUACCUUUAAUGAAGCUAAAUUUAUCACAUUUAGUAUGCUCAUAUUUUGUGCUGUGUGGAUCACUUUUAUCCCAGCUUAUUUAAGCACACCUGGAAAGUUUACAGUAGCUGUGGAGGUUUUUGCCAUUUUAGCUUCCAGUUAUAGUUUAUUGCUCUGUAUCUUCAUUCCAAAAUGUUAUGUCAUCCUUUUAAGACCAGAUGCCAACACAAAAAAGCAUCUACUGGGAAAAAUGCCACAUUAA